Molecule: messenger RNA, 4479 nt
Organism: Trichoplax adhaerens
Lineage: Eukaryota; Metazoa; Placozoa; Uniplacotomia; Trichoplacea; Trichoplacidae
Exons: 11
Biological process (GO): DNA-templated DNA replication; double-strand break repair via alternative nonhomologous end joining
Molecular function (GO): DNA binding; ATP binding; DNA-directed DNA polymerase activity
Source: RefSeq, a predicted model, not a curated record
CUCUCAUCAUGGGAUCUACCUCCGGCAGUAUUAGAAAAUUAUCGAUCGGUAGGCAUUACCAAAAUGUUCGAAUGGCAAGUCCAAUGUCUUACCUUAGGUAAUGUCUUGAACGGUGGUAAUCUCGUAUACGCUGCUCCUACUAGUGCUGGUAAAACUUUAAUCGCUGAACUACUCAUGUUAAAACGUGUAUUGGAAAGUAAAAGAAAAGCCUUACUCAUUUUACCAUACGUCAGCGUUGUUCGUGAAAAAACAGCUUACUUACAACGAUUAUUUGAAUCUACUGGUAUACGAGUAGGUGGAUUUAUGGGUAAACAAGCUCCAUCGGGUGGCUUCGACAAUAUUGAUAUCGCAAUUUGUACAAUUGAGAAGGCAAACAGUUUAAUAAAUAGGCUAAUGGAAGAGAGACAACUUGAGCAGCUAGGUAUUAUCGUAAUCGACGAAAUGCACGUUAUCGGUGAUCCUUACAGAGGUUAUCUACUUGAAUUACUGCUUGUUAAAGUACUAUAUUGGACAAGUAAAGCAAAGACAUCAACUACGGAAAAUCAUUCAACUAGUAUUCAAAUUAUCGGAAUGAGCGCAACGCUUCCAAACUUGCAUGUUAUGGCUAAAUGGAUUAAUGGUAAAGUAUACAACUCUUCCUUUAGACCAGUACCAUUAACUCAAAUGGUUCAAAUAGGAAAAACAAUUUAUAAUCAUCAAAUGCAACCAAUACGUAAUAUUGAUAGUGAAAAUGAAAUAACACAAAUUUGCCUAGAAACUGUUUGUCACGCACAUGGAGUAUUAAUUUUCUGUCCGACAAAAAAUCAUUGUGAGAAAUUAGCUCAAAAUCUGGCCUCACAGUUCAUUCCACAUAUUGAUUAUUUAGACGAGCCUGUAGUACCAUCAAGUUAUGCUACAGAAUCCAAUCGAUUAAAUUUAAAUAGAACAAAAUUGUUAACUACUCUUGCCCAACUCAAGUCGACUCCUGUUGGAUUAGAUCCGGUAUUGGAAUCUACGAUAACUAAAGGUAUUGCUUUCCAUCACGCUGGUCUAACAAUAGAAGAAAGAGAUAUCAUAGAGGCAGCAUUUAGGAGUGGUAUCAUAUUAGUUAUUAUUGCUACGUCGACGUUAUCAUCAGGUGUUAACUUGCCUGCAAGAAGGGUCAUUAUCCGUACACCAAUUUUUUAUGGACGUCUAAUUGACGUUAUCACCUACCGGCAGAUGGUAGGCCGAGCUGGGCGUAAAGGUAUAGAUGAUAUAGGUGAAAGCAUUCUUAUAUGUAACAACAGGGAGAUGGAUCGUGUUUCUAAAUUAGUAACUGCCACGCCUGAUCCUGUAAUAAGUUGUUUCUCGAAAUGUAAAAAUCCUGAUGAAGACAAUGGAAUGAUGAAGCGUGCUCUACUUGAAGUUAUUAAUAGUGGUUUUGCGAAAACAUUUACGGAUACAGUAUUAUACAUAUCAUGUACAUUACUAGCAGCUAGUACUGAAGCUGAUAUGAGUUUAUCAUUAGAUAACGCACUCGAAUCCACACUACAGUUUUUAGAGGAAAAUGAAUUCAUUAAACGUCAAGCAAGCCUACAAUACUACGCAACCAAAUUAGGAGAAGCAACUGUUGCAUCAGCAUUAUCACCUGAUCAAGCAUUAAUAGUCUUCGCUGAUUUGCAGAAAGCUCGUAAAAGUUUUGUACUAGAAAAUGAAUUGCAUAUCAUUUAUCAGGUAACACCCAUUAACUUAAAUGAUCAGUUAAAAGGUAUUGAUUGGUAUAAUUAUUUACGUAUUUGGGAGAAAUUACCCGAUGAUAUGAAAUAUGUUGGAAGAAUAAUUGGGGUAGCAGAAUCAUAUCUUACCAAGGGUGCCCGUGGUAGGUUGCCCCAAAGGACCAUAGCUCAGCGUAAUACUCUAUCUGUGCAUCUUCGCUUCUACACAGCAUUAGUGUUAAAUGCAUUAAUUCAUGAAGUUCCCUUGAUUGAUAUUUCCAAUUAUUAUGGAUUAUCUCGUGGUCAGUUGCAAUCGCUACAAAAUUCAGCUGCUACUUUUUCCGGUAUGGUAACUAUUUUUUGCAAAAAACUUUGUUGGCACAACCUUCAUCUACUUUUAGAGCAAUUUCAGAGUCGUCUAGCUUUUGGAAUUGAAAGAGAAUUAUGUGACCUUGUCAGAAUAUCCUUAUUAAAUGGCACUCGGGCUAGAGCUUUAUACAAUGCUGGAUUGCAAACUGUUGUGGCAAUUUCUAAAUCUUCAUCGACAAUUAUAGAACAAAUUUUAUAUAAGGCAACACCAUUUCGUAGUAAGUUUAGCGAUGGCUAUUAUGAAAUUGAGACAAAUAUCGACACUGCUUGCCCUUGGAUUGGCUGCCGAAGAGGUAUGACUUAUAAGCAAGCUGCUAGCUACAUCAUUGAAGAAGCCAAGCAAAUGGUUGCCGCCGAUACUAAUAUAGAGCAUCUAGUCAAUAAUAAUCCAAGAACCGAUCGUAUUAGUAGCAUAGAUCAUCGAUCUACUGGGGUACAUUCCGUAUCUUCAUUUGAUGACUCUUUCGAUUUUGAAACCUUAACGUCAUUAAAUGGAGAUCUGAAAUCAGAUUUAGACAAAAAUGCUGAAGAUAGUUGCUUUAGUAUCAUCGACGUUACUGGUAGUAAGGAAUUAUUCGAUGUAUUUAUAAACGAAUGGAGGCAUCAAAGAGCUUACACCCUAAGUCUUGCAUGCGAGCCAAAAUCGCAACUUCAUAAAGGUAUUGGAAGUAAUAUUAGAUAUCGACCAUCACAGACGCAAUCCGAUCUAUCCUCUUCUUCCUCUAUUAUUUUCGAUGAUCGUUACAUUGUUGUUGGUAUCGCAAUCUGCUGGGGUGGCUUUGAUUCGUACUUCGUUAACUUAGGCGACUGCAAUACAUUACAAGAUGAUGUUGCAAACAAUAUCGAAAAUUCAUCAGCAAUUAAAAUAGCUUAUAACCUGAAGGAGCAGUAUAAGAUAUUAACAAGGCAUCUACAAGUAGAAAUAAAAGGCACUAGUUAUGAUCCUAAAAUUGGAAUUUGGUUAUUAGAUCAAGAUGCUCACGAAAAAACAUUUCAUGCAAUAAUAUCAAAUUAUUUAGCUGAUGAAGCUGCACUUUUAGAUUGUGUUAUAGGUACUUGUACUGAUGGUAAUGGAAUUGGCCUGCAUUAUAACAGCCAAACUAGUGGUAGACGGCGCGCAUGUAUCGAAUCGGUAUUGGUUCAUAAGUUGCAUUCUGUUGUUGAAGCUAUGUUAAAAGAGAGAGAAUUAUAUAAACUUUACUCGGAAAUUGAAAUGCCAACUAUUCGGACAUUAUGUUGGCUAGAAUUAGAUGGUAUUGGAUUUUGUAUGGAUGAAUGUCAGCAGCAGAUUGAACGCUUACAAUAUAGACUUCAUUAUAUUGAGGAAAUGGCAUAUAGAAUUGCUGGUAGGUCAUUUCAGUUGACAUCUCCUACCGAUAUCGCACAUGUUCUUUAUACGGAAUUAAACACAUGUAAAGACGUACUCCAAAAAUUAUCUCAAAUUCAUCCGCUGCCAGCUUUAGUAUUAGAAUGGCGUAGAAUCAACUCAGCCCUUACAAAGACUUUAUAUCCCCUGAAACGCUACAGUAAAUACUGUCAUAAGUCUAAAACUUAUAGAGUGUAUCCUACGUGUCAGAUGCAUACAGCUACGGGUCGUAUUUCAAUUAGUGAUCCUAACUUACAAAAUAUACCAAAAGAUUUUGAUAUCGCUAAAAUGGUUCGUAUGAGAAAUAUUAUUGGCUGUACAAACGACACCAUAUUACUUUCAGCUGAUUAUUCGCAGCUAGAGUUGAGAUUGAUUGCUCACUUAUCGGAAGAUAAGCAAUUGAGUCGAGUACUAAAUGAUGGAGGAGAUGUUUUUAAAGCGAUUGCGUCCGAGUGGUUGUGCAUACCAACAGACCAUGUUAGCGAUGAGCAACGACAAAGGGCAAAACAAAUGUGUUAUGGAAUUAUUUAUGGUAUGACACCGAUGGCAUUAGGGGAACAAAUGAAGGUGCCUGAAGAACAGGCUGCUACUUUUAUGCAUACCUUCAAAAGUCGCUACAAUGGUAUCGCUAAAUUUAUAGAAAAAACGUUAGUAUCUUGUCGGCGGGAAGGUUACGUAUCUACAAUUAUGAAUAGAAAACGCUUAUUACCUAACAUUCGUUCAACCAAUGCUCGCCUAAGAAGCCAUGCGGAACGCCAAGCAAUUAAUACCACGGUUCAAGGGUCAGCAGCUGAUUUAGUUAAAAUUGCCAUGAUAAACAUUCAUAAACGAAUCGAUGAAAUGUGUGCUAACCGAGCGAAUCGAGAUAAUGCUGAAUGGAAACCAAAAUUUGUAUUACAAAUGCACGAUGAAUUAUUAUUCGAGAUUAAGGCGAAUGAACUUGAAUCAGUUUCUUUGAUUGUAAAGCAGGAAAUGGAAAAUGCAUUGAAACUGCGUGUAAAAUUAGAAGUUAAAAUUAAAACCGGUAAAUAUUGGGGCGAGCUUGUUAAUUACACUUAUCGUUGUUAG